AUUCUUCAACUUCUCCAUCGCUGAUUCUGCUAUUCAAUCCUAUUUGCUGUCACAUCACAAAGCUGUAGUCCUAUGCGCCCACUCUCCUGAAGAUAAAGGAGGUUGCGACGAGGCCUCACCCAUUUCAGCUGGUCUGGUCCCUUGAGGCGGCACAAAGAGAGUUACGUUUACAGCGACGACAUCGUACAAGCUCAUUCUUGGCUUCUAUUGCAACUCGACGCAUCUGCCACUCUAUGCAGCAUACGAUAACAUCGAUCGCUUCCCCAUGACCCGGCGCAUCUGCUGCGAGAAGUCUAGGUAGCUACCGACCUGAUGUCGUUCACCAUGGAGAGAUCGGAGUCUCCUCCGAGGAACGGGCUGUCCCAGAUGUUCUCCAAAUCGCGCAGAGACAAGAAAGGCAAGGAUUCGAACUCGACAAAGAGCAGCGGCAGCGAUGGUCUAGGUGUUCGAGCAUCGAUCGAAGACGCAGUUGAUAAGCUCAAAGGGAACAAGGACGGCGAGGACGAUAACGAAUCCAAUGGCAUCAAGAAGCUUGUGUCAAAAGGUAUUGGAGCCAAGAGGCGGCAGAAGAAACAGGAGAGGGAAGAAGAACUGCGAUUGUCGGAAGAUGCAGCUCGUGGGAGGAGUGUUGCAGAGAGAGGGACCUUGGAGAACGAUGUUCCCAGCCUGGUGCAUCAGAGCAGCUCUGGGGAUGGCAGCAGUUUGAUCACAUAUGAUUCAGAAACCGAAUCACCACUCGAAGCACCUCCUCUUCAAACGCAUCCGUCGCACAUUGGAUACCUCACCACUUCCUCCCCUCUCGUUCAUUCUACCACAGUGCCAGAAAUCAGCUUGACUGAAGCGCAGCUCGACGGCGCGCCUACACCUCGAGCCUCGACCUUCCCUGUACAUCUGAACGCCCUGGCUGCCUCAGCAUCAGCUCCGUCACUCGUUGACACAACCCUCCAAGCUCCCACGAACGGCUCCGAAAAACGAAGCCCCUCGCCCGUUGGCAGAUUAAAGAAGGCUCUGACAUCCAGGCGGGGUCCAAGUCCGAACACAAGUCCUGAGAGGAAAACUGGAGGGGGAGGGGUGGCAGGCCUGAAGGAGUUGGAGAGGCCUGCAACAGCGGUGGAGAGUAGACGUGGAAGUGUUGCAUCGAGGAUUGGUUCCAUAUUCCCUGAACGACAAUCUUCACCACAGCCAUCAACUGUGUCUUCUCCAGAACGACCACAAACUGUCAAAGUUCAAACAAUCGAUACCAGCGCUCCACCAAGUACACCACCUGCAUCCGAGAUACCCGCUCCGAUUAUCGUGAAUACCCCCCCUACUCCUACCGACUCGAGCUCCCCUCGAUUUCCUCCUGUUCGAGACCGUGGCACUUCAGACCCGGUAACCUCAAAUUCCAAUGUUGUCACAUCCCCAUCGGGGAACAUGAUAUCACAUAGAAGAAUACGAUCAGGAUCUGCCACGCUAGGUCCAAGUAAACUAUCAAAUAUCACUUCCGCUCCUUUGACACCGACUUUGGAGAGUGGCGCCACUACGCCAAGCUCUGGAGGUUUCUUUUCAACUGUAUUUUCCGCAGCGCAAAACGCAGCAAACACAUUAAGCAACAGCAUUGCAAACACAUCAGUUGCCCCUGGCAAUAGGGCUAAGAGUGGCACACAAGACAUCAAGGAGGUCGAGAGCCCAGUGGUGGAAACAUUUGCAGAGAAAUCUGAGUCUGACGAUCCAGCGGAAGAGAAAGAACUUGCUGUUAAGACGUUAGGUAUGGGUGACCUCAGUUUAAGCGCCUUAGGCAUUUCGGAGAGCAGCAGUGGGACAGAUACGCCUGUCCCAUCUAAGCCAAUGGAGGAGACGAGAGGAAGAUCGGAAUCAACUAACGAUGAAAAUCGAUCAAUCGCCGGUCUAUCUGCGCCGAAUCAAGAUAACGACGGUGUCUCUGCGUCUGUUGACGAUCUUCAGCCUCUUGUGCGACCUCGAUCGAUAUAUGAACCUGCCACAGGAGAACAGACACCCCCAAAUGGAAGCGUAUUUGAAGGGAAGACUGGCAUUCACAGAAGUGGCAGCAUACGAAGCGCGAUUGGCAACCGCAGGAAGCGCGGUAGUUCUGCAGCUACUGGAACAACGAUUGGAGCUGCAAUUGCUGCUGCGAACACUUCACUUGCAAACCCACAUGCAGGUACACCAAAGAUUACUGGGUUUGCAGUAGCAAGCAAGAAGCGAAACCGCGACUUCCAUCAGCUAUUCCGAAGUGUACCUGACGAUGAUUACCUUAUUGAAGACUACAGUUGUGCAUUGCAACGAGAGAUCUUAGCUCAUGGACGACUGUAUGUUUCUGAAGGUCAUCUCUGCUUCAGCAGUAAUAUCUUUGGGUGGGUCACAACUUUGGUCAUGAGCUUUGAUGAAAUCGUAUCUGUUGAGAAGCGAAGCACUGCACUGGUGUUUAAGAAUGGUCUUAUGAUUUCUACUCUACAUGCGAAAAACAUUUUCGCUAGUUUCACUAGUCGAGACUCAACGUAUGAUCUGAUUGUUGGUAUCUGGAAGCUAGGUCACCCCAGUCUCCGAAGCUCUUUGAAUGGAGUGAGAAUCGAGGAGACUGGCGGGGGUGACAAGACUGAAAAGGAUGAUGGAUUACCAGUCCCCGGGAGCCAAAGUGGUUCAGAAUCUGAGAGUGAGGGGGAAGAUGGGGAUGAGAUUUACGAUGAAGACGAGGAAGACGAGGAUGGCAUGAGUUUCACUCAUGCUGAAGGGAGUGUGGCUGGUAGCGAUAUUGCUGAAAAGGUGGUGAGCCGCAAACCAUCAGCUGCUGUUGUACCCAACGGAACCGCGAGCGAAAAGAGUCCAGAUGGCGCUACAAGCCCGGCUGGUGAUUUCCCUGGUCCUGCAACGCACGCACCGACAGAUUGUACCGACCAAGAGACUCAUUAUGCUAAAGUGAUUGGGGAUGACAUUAUCCCUGCACCACUUGGCAAAGUCUAUAGUCUCAUGUUUGGACCAGCAUCCGUCACAUGGAUGCGAAACUGGUUGACAGUGGAACAGAAGUGUCUGGAGCUGACCAUGGAAGAUAAACGGCCUCUUGGACUGGACAACAAGGUGCGAAAUUACUCGUACAUCAAACCCUUGAAUGGAGCCAUUGGACCCAAGCAGACAAAGUGUGUGUGCGUAGAGACUUUGGACUCGUUGGAUUAUGAAAAGGCAAUCUCUGUAACAAUCUCUACCCAGACUCCCGAUGUCCCAAGUGGCAAUGUUUUCAGCGUCAAGACCAAAUAUUGCCUCUCUUGGGCUGAAGGAAAUGCCACUAGAAUCCAGAUGAAUUGCGCCAUCGAAUGGACGGGCAAGAGUUGGCUGAAAGGUCCGAUCGAGAAAGGUGCGAAUGAUGGUCAGGUCCAGUAUGCAAAGGAUAUUGUUGCGUCCUUGAAAGCUGCUGUGUCGUCUCGCCGUGGUACAGUCAGUGCAGUCGUUGGUAAAGGUAAGAAGAAAGGUCGAAAGGGACGCCAAUCGAAUAGUCUUGCCAAGCAAACCGAUGGAGCCUCAGAGACCAAAUCUACUACCGAAGAUUGGGGACUUUUUGAGCCAGUGCAUGGCAUUCUUGGCCCGCUGUUCGAUAUUGUGAAGCCUCUACUUACUGGAAAUAUCCUUUACGGUCUCCUUGUGGGCUUGCUGGUUGCAAGUUGGUUUGGAUUCGGGUUCUCAGGCAAAGGCCGCGGACGCAAUGAUCUUGGCCUUACUUAUUUCGGUACGCCUGAGCGAGUGGCUGCGUAUGAGGAGAUUUGGAGACGCGAGGAGAGUCAGUUGUGGGAGUGGAUCGAAGACCGCGUCAGCAUGGAUCGUCUACGUGAUGUCAACAAAAUGCCCAUCGAAACACAAUCUAUCCAGGACAAGCUCAGGGACGAGAAGAUGGACGAGCGAGCAGUGGAUGCUGCGAUCAAAGUUACAGAGGAGAAGUUGAGGGUUCUGAAAGCCACGGUAGAGAAGAUGAAGCGGAAGGCCGAGACGGUCAAAACCAACGAGAAGGAGACGGCAUCGAAGCCUGAGCUAUAGCAUUAUGAUUGAUAUCUUGGGUGGACCGACUGUAAAUUUAGGUGUUCGGCGCUCGGUAGUUGGUAUAUUCUGGGUACGCAUAAGCAUAGCGGUAACGACGCAAAUACCAUUGUUUUGAUUGUUUAAAGAAUCAAUUC
This is a messenger RNA of Mollisia scopiformis, 4160 nucleotides long. RefSeq lists its product as uncharacterized. Gene Ontology annotation, molecular function: sterol binding; sterol transfer activity. Gene Ontology annotation, cellular component: endoplasmic reticulum membrane; endoplasmic reticulum-plasma membrane contact site; plasma membrane. NCBI's taxonomy places the organism in Eukaryota, Fungi, Ascomycota, Leotiomycetes, Helotiales, Mollisiaceae. The record is from RefSeq and is a predicted model, not a curated record. Gene Ontology annotation, biological process: intracellular sterol transport. The coding region runs from base 313 to 4023 and encodes 1236 amino acids. The transcript has 3 exons.